CUCAGUCUCAAAAGAAUUACAAAAACGCACGACAGUUGGCGUCACUUCCUGUCAUUUUACGGUAGCGUCAACUGUGGUAGCCGAGGUAAACAUGCGGAUAGUCCAGUAGAACCAUCCGAGAUGGAGAACUACAGUAAAGCUCGGGUUGUGGAGCAGCCGUCUGCCUGUCCGUUCCCCAACCUCUCCGCUGACACCCCGGAAGUCCGCGUUAAAGACGGCAGCAAGAUCCGGAACCUGCUGCGCUUCGCCCUGAGCCGCAUGGAGGCCAAUCCCAGAGGAACUGAGGAAGAGCAGAGGCGUCCUACUCCUGACGAAGGAAGCCUGGAAGGUCCUCAGGAAGCAGUGGGCCGGCCUCUCUGCAAACAGAUCAUCUUCACCGCCUGCGGGAAGGGCGUCUCCAAAGCCAUCACGUGUGCUGAGAUUGUGAAGCGGCGCCUGAAGGGGCUCCACCAGCUCACCAAGCUGACCUACAGCAAAGUUCUGGAGGUGUGGGAGCCUCUGGAGCCCGCCGCCGGCCUCGAUAGCCUCACUGUCAGCAGGAACCUGCCCGCCAUCUGGAUCCUCCUCUCCAAGGAGCCACUGGACUUGGACCAGCCCGGAUACCAGGCACCUGGCCGCUACGACGCCCUGUGGGCUCAGGCUGCCGGUAGGGAGGAGGGUGGGGGGGUCACAGGGCAGCGAGCAGGACACAGGAGGAAGAGAGGAGGUGGAGGUGGAGGUGGCAGAGGGAAAGGAUCUGGCCGUCAGAGCGGACGCUCCAGAGAGUCUGGAAAAGGACAGACAUAAAUUCAUCCAAAGCAACAGACUGAAGAGACUCCGUCAAACCAGAUGUUUAAGUUAAAGUUUUAUUUCCUGUUUAGUUAGAGCUGUGUGGCAGUUAAAGCACAAAUUAAAGAUUAAAAAUAAAAA
Girardinichthys multiradiatus is the source of this 909-nucleotide messenger RNA. It is a transcript of the gene rpp25l, whose product is annotated as ribonuclease P/MRP 25 subunit-like. Gene Ontology annotation, biological process: tRNA 5'-leader removal. NCBI's taxonomy places the organism in Eukaryota, Metazoa, Chordata, Actinopteri, Cyprinodontiformes, Goodeidae. The record is from RefSeq and is a predicted model, not a curated record. The transcript is spliced from 2 exons. Gene Ontology annotation, molecular function: RNA binding. Bases 121 to 786 code for a protein of 221 amino acids. Gene Ontology annotation, cellular component: ribonuclease MRP complex.